Messenger RNA from Glycine soja, 934 nucleotides. RefSeq lists its product as uncharacterized. The transcript has a single exon. Lineage: Eukaryota; Viridiplantae; Streptophyta; Magnoliopsida; Fabales; Fabaceae. Bases 126 to 746 code for a protein of 206 amino acids. The record is from RefSeq and is a predicted model, not a curated record.
GAGAUCCCUACCUCACUUGUCGCUUCUCCCACCCUUUAAAUCCUUUCCUUUCCUCUCACACAACACAAAAAUUGUUAAAUUCCCAAUCCAAUAGUUUUAUUAGUUCAUAAAAGGAAAAAGAAAAUAUGAAUGUCUUGGAUUCUAAUGUGGAAGCUCUAGCCUUCAACUACUUGAGCUUCGGUUUUCUCACUGCCCUCAACAACCUAUGGACCUGGCUCGCUCUCUUAACCGCCGCCCUCAGCUUCUGGAAGAUUCGCUCCGCGGGCUGCCCCAAGCCCAGGCCCAAGACCGAGGCCCAAGCCCAACCUUUUUUCAGGCCUGAGGCUGUCGCGGAUUUGUUAAUAGUGGAGAAAACGGAGCCGACGAAACAACAUGCAGCGACGGCUCCGUUUUCUCCACCGUUAUUACGAGGAGAAAAUAACAGUGAAGAAAACGGCGAGAGGAAGGGGAAGUUUACCGUUUAUUACGAGGAGGAGGACAUGGGCAUGCAAUGCACGUGCGAUGAGAAUGAGGGGUUGUUAACGGCGUGGAAAGAGAAAGAGGGGACCGAAACGGAGUGGUGGAAUAGGUGGGAGAGGUUGUUGCAGUUGAGAAAUGGGGAGAGCGAGAACGGGUGGUACAGGUGGCAGGACUUGACGGAGCUUAACGGCAGCGUCGUUAGGAUAUGGGACGGUGGGUUAAGUGGUUCUUCCGUUAGGGAAUCGUGGUACAACAACUACAACUCUAGCUGUAUGCAUGUCUGGUAAUGAUAAUAAGAAUAGUGAUGAAAAAUAAUAGUCCUUGUGUUGGAUUUUAACUAUUAAGCUUCUCUCCUUCAAGACUUUGGAGAGGUUGUUGAGAUUUGAGAAUUUGUAUAUAUAUGGUAUUUUGGUAGUGGAUAUGCAAUUUUUUAUGAAGAAAUUAUGAAGUAGAGCAAUAAAUUAAUUAAGCAUCA